CACCCUUCUCCUCACCUUCACCCCUCUCGCUCUCGGUAUCUCUCUCUCUCUCUCUCUCUCUCUCUCUCUGCUAGUGUACUGCAAAAAGCUUCGAAACCCUAGGAAUCUCUCAAAUCUCGAAUCUCAUUCACUCAUAUCUCUACAAGCUCUGCUCUGUGUGUAUUUCUCUCUCGCUGCUCUGUUUCCUCCACCCCUUAUCACUCCUUUCCCCUGCUCUCGAUCUUCUCACCAAACUCCCUGACUCAUCGACAAUCUCAUGGCUGAAGGCAAGCUUGAUCUUCCCGAUGAUCUUCUCUCUUCCAAAUCGUCCGAUCAGUCCUGGACCCCCAAAGUUUGAAAUUUUAGGGCUUCCAAGUCAUUUUCGGAUUCGUCUCUCGGUGGUGUUUCAGAUCAGUUGCCUUGUGUGGAAGCUUCUGGUGGAAAUGGUGAUGAAAAAGGGAUGAUCGGGCUACUUGAUGAUUCAAAAGCUACUUCAGAUCAAGCAGCACUAGAAAGCAACAUUCCUUUGUCUCCCCAGUGGCUUUAUGCUAAACCAAGUGAGAUUAAGAUGGAAAUGCGCGGACCAAGUUCCCUUUCUCUUGGGAAUUCUGCUGAUCCCAAUCAGAAGGAGGGCUGGCGUCCAGAUGUACCUGAGGACAAAAGAGAUUGGAGAAAAACCGCAACUGAGACUGAAAGUGGCCGCCGCUGGCGUGAAGAAGAAAGGGAAACUGGCUUGCUUGGUAGAAGAGAUCGCAGGAAGACUGACCGUCGUGUUGACAAUACUUCAGUUAGAGAAAACACUGACAAUAGAGCUUUGUCUACUGAUAGGUGGCAUGAUGUUACUAAUCGCAGUUCUGGGCAUGAUACACGGCGUGAUAGCAAAUGGUCAUCUAGGUGGGGUCCAGAAGAAAAAGAUAAGGAGUCUCGGGCCGACAAAAAAACAGACAUAGAGAAGGAAGAUGCUCACAGUGAUAGUCAAUCAUUUGUUGGCAGCAAUCCGCGUGCAGUUCCUGAGCGUGAGUCAGAUUCUCGUGACAAGUGGAGGCCACGCCAUAGGAUGGAGGGAAAUUCUAGUGGGCCAGGUUCCUACCGUGCUGCACCUGGUUUUGGACUUGAGAGAGGAAGGGCAGAGGGUUCUAAUAUGGGGUUUACUUUAGGACGGGGAAGAUCAAGUGUAGCAGUUGUAAGACCUCCAUCUGCAGGUUCUCUUGGUGCUACUCAAUUUGACAGGUCUGAAAGUGUCCCUGGGAAACCAAGUUCCUCAGCUGUUACAUUUUGCUACCCUAGGGGGAAGCUUCUUGACAUUUACCGCAGGCAAAAACUGGAUCCAUCUUUUGCUGUCAUGCCUGACCACAUGGAGGAAGUACCUCCUAUAACAGAAGUUACUGUCCUUGAGCCAUUGGCCUUUGUCACUCCUGAUGCAGAAGAAGAGGGUGUCCUUGGUGAUUUAUGGAAGGGCAAAAUCACCAGUAGUGGGGUGUCGUACAAUUCAUUUAGAAAUGGCAAAUCAACUGAUAACGUUACAGAUGUUGAAGACUUGGAACCCACCAAUGGGAGAUGUGGUAUUUUGCCCUCAAUUAUGCCUGACGAGAUUGUGGAUUCUCUUGGAGGAUCUGUGAAUGAUGGUAUUUCUCAGGCUGAUGUUUUUAGUACCUUGAACAACGAGGGUCCUAAAAUGAAUUGGAUAAAUGAAGGAGAUGUUUAUUGUGAAGGGGAAGUUGAAAUUCCUGCAGCUACUGUCGGGAUGAAUGCAUCAGAUGAAUUGAUGCAAACAAUUUCAAACAGCAACAAUUUCUGCAGUGUGCAAGACAUUAAUGCUUCUCAGCUCAAAGUUGCAGAUUCUGCCUUCACCAAACAUCCUUCUCUGGAUGGCAUUGCAUAUGAUGGUGCUUUUGGUGUCAGUGCCAAGCUUCCAGAUGAUUCAAAUUCUUUAUUUGUUUCUCCAUCUUCUGAACAGAGUUGGAGUGGCAAUUUGCGGUACUUUCAGGGCCGUCCUAAUGAAUAUCAGUUAGAAGGGGGUAUCCCACCGGAGGAGUUGAGUUUGUACUAUCGGGAUCCUCAAGGAGAAAUACAGGGACCAUUUCUCGGGGCUGACAUAAUUUCAUGGUUUGAGCAAGGGUUUUUUGGGACUGAUCUGCCAGUUCGCUUGGAAGAUGCUCCAGAGGAAACACCUUUCCAAGAGUUGGGUGAGGUCAUGCCGCAUCUGAGAGUUUUAGAUGGACAAGCCUAUAGUGCCAGUAUAAGUUCUAAUGUAGAAGAGCCUGGAUCAUUGGAAGAGAAAUCAGGGCCUAGUUUACCCAUUUCUGCCCCUUUUACUGAAAUUACUGAUUUGUCUGCAUUAAAUGACCACCGCUGGCAACUGUCUAGGUUUGAUGGUCAACCAAUGCAGCAUGUUCAGUCAAGAAUUUCUGAGCAUGACGGUCCAUUUCAACUCCCAUAUACUGAGGGUCAAAGCUAUCAUGAUUUUGUUGCUCAAGAUGAAGAAAUUGUGUUUCCAGGGAGACCUGGAAGUGGUGGCAAUCCUAUAGGGAAAACUUCUACUAGCAUUAAUGAUCCUUCUGCAAAUCCCAUAGGCAACCUUUCUCAGCCAAUUGAAUUUACCGAACCUGGUAUACCUCAUCAGAGUAACAAUAAGUUGCAUCCUUUCGGGUUGUUGUGGUCUGAGCUUGAAGGCCCUUAUACAAGGCGUAACCAGACGUCGAACAUGCCAUCAGGCAGUGGUGCUCAGGAUCAGUUUGUCAACCCUAUCGCUGGAAGAAUUGGCCCUUUUGGUGCAGUGGUUGAUUCAACUCAUACUGCGGAGACAUGGUCUGAUAUUUAUAGAAGAAAUACAGUUCCUGGCCCCAAUUUGUAUCAAGAUGCCAUGGAUGCUCGCCGGUUAACACAUGUGGAUCAAGAAUCCAACCGCUUUGACGCAUCAGAAAAGCUUUUGUCUCAACAAUUUCAACAACAGCUGCAGCACCGUAAUCUGUUAUCUCCUCAUCCCCACUUGAAUGAUUCAGUGCUAGAACCAGUGCCAAGUCGGACUUCAAUUCACCAGCAACAGCUGGCUAACCAAAUAGGCCCAGAUCUGGAACACCUUUUGGCACUGCAGCUGCAGAAGCAGCAACAACAACAGCAGCAGCAGCAGCUCCAACAACAUCAAUUACAGCAACAGCAGUUUCAUCAACAACAAAUGCUAUUGCAGGAGCAACAGCAGUCUCAAGCUCGACAGCUGCUUCUUGAACAAUUUCUGCAGAGUCAAAUGCGUGAUUCUGGCCGUGGACAGUCUCGUGUUGAUUCUGUUAGAGCCAACAAUGCUCUUGAUCAGGUUUUGUUGAAGCAACAAAUUUUACAUGAACUACAACAGCGUUCCCAUCAUGCUCCAAGGAAUUCUGAUCCAUCCCUCGAGCAUCUUAUUCAAGCAAAAUUUGGUCAAACGCCACAUCAUGGGCACCAAAGCGAUUUAUUGGAGCUUGUAUCACGUUCAAAGCACGGCCAGAUGCACUCUUUGGAACAUCAGAUUCUUCUAUUGGAGCAGUUGCAUGCAAGGCAGUUGGGUGUGGGGUUGAGGCAGAGGUUGGAAAUGGAAGAAAGGCAUAUGGGUUCUAUCUGGCCUGGUGAAGAAGCCAAUCAGUUUCUCAGGAGUCCUGCUGGUGCACAGCGAGCUCACUCUGCAGGGUUUAGCCCAUUAGAUUUUUAUCAGCAACAAAAGAGACCAUCCCCUGAGGAGCAGCUGAGUCACCUUGAGCGGAAUCUUUCAUUACAAGAUCGACUCCAACGAGGCCUUUAUGAUCCUGGCCUAUUGCCAUUUGAGCGGUCAAUGUCUUUGCCCGGUGGUGCUCCUGGAAUGGACCUGGAUGUCAUGAAUACGUUGGCUCACGGUCAAGGUUUAGAUAUGCAGGAACUAAGUGCACGAAUGCACUCUGCUAAUCAAGUGGGUGGGUUGUCCUCUGGUGUCCACUCUCACCACCCUUCAGUUCCCAACCAAUUUCAUGCUUCACAUUCUGAUGCAAUUGAGGGCCACUGGUCUGAGAGCAAUGGUCAGGUACCAAAUGACUGGAUGGAAUCUAGGAUACGACAAUUGCAUUUGAAUGCUGAAUUGCAGAAUAGGGAUUCUGAAGUUAAAAUGACUUCAGAAGAUCCAAGUUUGUGGAUGUCAGCUGGAACAAGCAAUGAUAAUUCGAAGCGUUUGCUUAUGGAAUUGCUCCAUCAAAAAUCAGGUCAUCAGUCAGCUGAUUCAAUAGAUGUGAGCAAUGGAGUAUCCUAUGACAGAAGACCACCUUCUGGUCGCUAUUCUGGAACAAGCUCUUCUAAUCAAUCCUUCAGUCUUUUAUCAGAUCGUGGAGCUGGUGUAAACCAAUCAUUUACCUUGGGACCUUAUGGCUCUAAUUCAGGUGGACUGCCACAAGUUCAGUUGGCUGAUGAGAAGGCUAGCGCUAUGGAAAGCAGUGAAAGAAGACAGCCUCUUAGAUCCAAUUCUGGAGUAUUGAGUGAAGGAGACCGAUUCUUUUCGGACAUCGACGAAACUUCUCAAUCAAUUUACAUGAAUUCCAACAUGAUUGCAAAGUCCUAUACAGAAAGAGAUUUCGUAGACUUGGACAGUAAAAAACAAGGAUUCAGAAUUGAGGAUGGUAUGAUAAACGGGCAAGCUUCAGAUAUUCAAGAAGGCAUGGCAGAGAAGGCAGGGUUGGCGGUUGUAGAUCGUGUUGAAACGCCAAUUAAUGUCAUCAGCAGGCAUAAUUCACUUGGCAUUGCUGGUGGGAUUACAACCUUCUACAAUGACAAAGUUGGAAUUUCUGAAUCUUUCGCAGAAGAGGUUGCUAAGGCCCGGGUACCAGCCCUUACAUCCAAAGGGUUGGACAAUUUUCUGCUGAAACGUCCACCCGCCUCAAGGAAUUCAUCAUCUCAAGAAGGGUUGUCCGAGAUGUCCUCUGAUCCAGUCACCAGAGGGAAACAUCCUCCAACUUCAGCUGCUUCUGAAGGAGGAAGACGUGAGCCAGGGGGCCAUCCUGCAAGCCACAGUUCUGACAAUUUGUCAUCUGCCAAGAAAGACAACACGCAUUUUCGACGAACCUCAUCAAGUGUUGGUUCAGAUGUUUCGGAACCAUUGUUCGUUGACAUGCUUAAAAGCAAUGCCAAGAAGCCAGCACAACCGGAGGGUCCUGCAGCAGGAGCUUCAGAGUCAUCAGACGGAACACAGGCUGGCCGGAGCGGGAAAAAGAAAGGGAAGAAAGGGAGGCAAAUUGAUCCGGCGCUUCUUGGGUUCAAGGUGACGAGUAAUCGCAUCAUGAUGGGUGAGAUUCAACGGAUGGAAGAUUAACAAAGCCUUAUUUAGUAGAUCUACUGUACUAUUCCUGUUUCUUGAAACACUGUACAGGAUUUAAUUUCUGUAAAGCAUUCGUAGUUGAUAUUCUUUGAUUUUUUUUUGGGUUCCCCAUUUGCAUCUCAUUCAUGAUGUAGGGGUGAGUGAUGGAAAAGCCUGGUUGUUAGUCCUUUAGAAGUCAAAGCCAUGUAGGAUGGGGUGGUGUUAGAAAAAGGUUGUACAGACAGUUUUUUCAUGGGAAAACUAAUGAAUGAAGAGAAUCAUGUAUGCAAAUGUUCUUCGCA
Molecule: messenger RNA, 5568 nt
Organism: Camellia sinensis
Lineage: Eukaryota; Viridiplantae; Streptophyta; Magnoliopsida; Ericales; Theaceae
Molecular function (GO): protein binding
Source: RefSeq, a predicted model, not a curated record